Messenger RNA from Salvia miltiorrhiza (redroot sage), 1207 nucleotides. RefSeq names its product putative RING-H2 finger protein ATL21A. Lineage: Eukaryota; Viridiplantae; Streptophyta; Magnoliopsida; Lamiales; Lamiaceae. The coding region runs from base 93 to 1145 and encodes 350 amino acids. The record is from RefSeq and is a predicted model, not a curated record. Gene Ontology annotation, molecular function: polysaccharide binding. The transcript is spliced from 2 exons.
ACAUGAGCUUUCUUUUCUUUUUUUUUGGGAGGAAAAACAUGAGAUCAAUUCUUGAAUUAUGUUAAAUCUCAUUUGAAGGUAAAAAAAAAAACAUGAGAAUAAUUCUCGGCAUUUCAUUCGUCUUCCUCACAACCUCGUCUUCAUCAAUCAUCCACGCCUGUCCGAAUUCAAACUGCGGCGACUUGUUCAUCACUUAUCCUUUCAAACUGCAGAGCUCGCAAACUGCAGAAGACGGCUGCAGCUACGUCGAUCUGCGAUGCAACGGCGCCCCCGAUUUUGCAACCGCGAUGAAUCUCCCCAACGGCGGCGGAGAUCUCUACGUGCGUAACAUCUCCUACGAGUAUCCAUACAUACAGCUCUACGAUCCCGGAAACUGCCUCGUCGGACGACUCAUCGGCCUCAACAUCAGCCUCAGCCUCGCCUCGUCUCCUUUGGAGGCGUUCGCGGGCGCAAAAUACGCACUCUACACGUGCCCGGCAGCCGCCGUGGACGUAGCAAGAGAUGGUUUAUAUCGAAUCGAUUGCCUCAGCAACACGACGAAUGUCACAGUUGCUGUGGAUUUUCCACCAUUACUGGGCUUGGAAGGUGUUGGCUGUCAAGAAAUUGGGAACUAUGUGCUCCCAUUUACAUCUGAUGGAUUCUACGACGAUCUCUACUUGACAUGGGAUUCAACAAGCUGCCCGGCUUGCGCAAAUACAGAUGAUAAUAACUCGUGGGACGGAUUCUCUGGAUUGCCCUAUUUCAGUUCGAUCUUUGUAGUGAUAGUAGUGAUGCUCACAGCCUCUUCAUUUCUCAUUACAAGAAAAAUAGUUGGGAGGCUCAGCCCCAACGCCGUCGCCAAUGGGCUGCCGGUGGCAGCGCCGCCGCCACUGGCAGCGCCGUCGCCACUGGCAGCGCCGCUGCCACUGGCCGUCGUUGGAGGUGUGGAGGAAUCUAAAAUCGAAUCAUACACGAAGUUGAUGGCUCUUAGUGAAAGCAUUGUUGAUUCUCAUGGGUGUCCCAUUUGCUUGGAAAGCUUUGAAGCUCAAGAGCUUGUUAGAAGCAUUGUCCCUUGCCACCAUUGCUUCCAUGCUCAUUGUAUUCUCACAUGGUUAAUCAAAAGCAGAACUUGCCCUGUUUGCAGAAUCAUCCUUUCUGAGACAUGAUACUUCUUUCGUCCCUUAAAAUUAUGUAUUUAUUUCUUUUUGGUACGUUCGCGUGGACCACG